Penaeus monodon (black tiger shrimp) is the source of this 1052-nucleotide messenger RNA. RefSeq lists its product as uncharacterized. Bases 555 to 1037 code for a protein of 160 amino acids. The transcript is spliced from 4 exons. Lineage: Eukaryota; Metazoa; Arthropoda; Malacostraca; Decapoda; Penaeidae. The record is from RefSeq and is a predicted model, not a curated record.
UUAAUAUUCCAGUAUAUAUUACCAGGAGCGAUGCACCCUCCAGAGUUGAAGUCCAAGACCGGGCUAACGUGAAUGAACCCGAAAUCCAAACCUAACCUUUCUUACCUUGUAUUUUUUCCCUGGAUAGGAAGGCAACCCCCCUGUGCCCCCCAUUUAUUAGUACUUCAUGCCUGCUUAAAGAAAACAGGACAAAGAACUCUGGCUGUGUGAGGGUAUUGUGGACUUUUUGCCUAAACUGAUUAUUUCAUAGAUUAGCAAGUGUAGUUUUUCUUUUAUUAUUAUAGUGCCAUCACAUAUUUCUGUAAAUGUAUACUAAAGUAUUACAUGUUGCAAAACUUUCAUAUUAUGAAUUUGUGAAAAUAUACCACACAAUGUAAAUUGUCUUUUCUUUUUUUCUUUUUUUUUUUAUUACAGGCAAAUUUUACCUUGUACUAUAUGGCUUUGGGAAACUGAAACUAUCAUUAUCAUUCAUAUCUGCAGAUUAUUUCUAUAACUGCAACAGUUUGUCCUCUACAAGAAUAUCGGCUUCAAUUUUCCCUAGCAUAUCUGAUGCAAUGGCAGGAGGAGAACUUUCAGGUAUGGGAAGUUUAGAGGAAAUACUGAUGAGAGCCACUGAAGGUGAAAUAACAGAGAAUGAUCAUCUACCUGAGAGCUGUGGAGGUGAUGAAAGUGGAGAAACAUCACUAGUUUUACAAGAGCAAAGCACUAGGGAACCAGUACAAAUUUAUGCCAUUGAUAUGGACAUCAGUGAACGUAUGGGAACACUGAAGGCCCGAGCUGCUGAAGCAUUGCAUCUGGAUUUGCAGAACUGUAACGUGACUGUACUUUCAGAAAAGGAGCUGAGUGAUGAACAAACUCUGCAAGAACAGUGUGGAACAAGUACUGGCCUGGUACAGAUACAGUUUGUUGUGAAGAAUGACAGUGUGGGCAGUCGUAUUGACAUAUUAGAUGUUCUUAAGCCAAAUGAAGGUACAUUAAUAGACAAUUUCUUUUCAAUGUUAUUUUUGUUUGUAAUAUGUAUGUUACUUGAAGUAUAGUUAAGAUAAUUUUAC